Rhineura floridana is the source of this 2555-nucleotide messenger RNA. RefSeq names its product gem nuclear organelle associated protein 6 (gene GEMIN6). Gene Ontology annotation, cellular component: nucleus; SMN complex. Gene Ontology annotation, biological process: spliceosomal complex assembly; spliceosomal snRNP assembly. NCBI's taxonomy places the organism in Eukaryota, Metazoa, Chordata, Lepidosauria, Squamata, Rhineuridae. The coding region runs from base 776 to 1279 and encodes 167 amino acids. The record is from RefSeq and is a predicted model, not a curated record. The transcript has 3 exons.
CCUUAGGCUGAAAGGCAGGAGCGGAGGAAAGGUUGAGCCAGGCUCCAUUUUGAACGCGCUUAAAGCCGCGUAACCUGACUGUUUAAAAUACAGGCCGUCAGUCGGGCUUAAGUACGUUUGAGUCCAGCGAGCCGCCUACAGCAUAUCGCUCAACUACGUUUAACUGGGGCGCCCAGAAUUCAACGACGGACUUUUAAGGGGAGGCUCUAGAUUUUAAUCUUUUGGCAGAGAAAGUUAGGGAAGUUUGAUCCACUCUGAAGGUUUUCGGGAUUGCAAGUUGUUAGAGACGAGUGAAGGGUCCGGACGAGUUGCUGCUCAUGGAAAGGCAGUAGCCGCUAUAAAGCUGUUUUCCGUAAAUGAGAGGAAUUGCUGGUUCCCCCAAAUCCACGUGUUUGCGCCCAUUGCCAUACCAUCACAUGCGCAGUGAUUUUCCAGUUUUAUCAGGAACAGCCUCUAUAUUCAGCUGCCUUUCCCGGGCAAGUCAGCAUUGCUAUUUCGUCGGUUAGGAAAUCGAUGAGUGUUACACACUUUAAAAAGUAUUUAUUUAUAAAAGUUAUUUUCCCUGGAUGCCAGUAUAACGGAGCACCACGCUACAUUAACAGGCUUGAGAAAAAAGGCAGAUUUUUAUUAGUGUGCAUUCGCGAACCUUCAGGGCACUUUGAGUGCGGAUAAUUCUCUGAAGUGGAGGGAAAAGAUCCAUUGUAACUAAUUACACCACGAACUUCAAUAGUGCAGUCCUACCUAUGUUUGCUGAGAUCUUCAGCAAGCAGGAAAUAUGACUGAGUGGCAGAGGAAAUCGCCUUUGGAAUGGCUGACAUAUGUGAAUAAAGAAGUCAACAUUCUGGCUGCUGAGAAACAUAAGUAUAAAGGAUGGGUUUUAACAGUUGAUCCAGUGUCUGCCAACAUUCUUCUUGCAAAUCUCCUUGAGAAUGGAAACGUGUCUAUUUCAGGCAUCUUGGGGCAUGCAGUACAAGAUGUGGAAAUAGUGUCUGAAUCAACCGAUGCUGUGAAAGAGCAGCUUGCCCACCUCUUCAUGCCUGGAGAAAGCCAAACUUACAGUCAAGAGGAGCUGGAGGAAAAGAAAAACAGCUUGAAGAACUGGUUGGAGAAAAACCAUAUUCCUGUAAAGGAGGAAGGAGAGUCACAGAGAACACUAUGUGUUGCAGGGGUGUUAACGAUUAACCCACCUUAUGGACCAGAAGACUGCAACAGUUCCAAUGAAAUCAUUUUGUCUAGAGUCCAAGGGUUAAUACAAAGCUACCUUGCUCUUCAGCAGUGACUGAUGUAGUUCAAGUAUUUGGAAGAUGUUACUUGCAAAACCUAUGCCACCCUGAUGCUCUCUAGAUAUUUUGGACUACAAUUCCUAUCUGCCCCAGCUGGCUGGCUGGGGCUGUUGGGAUCUAUAGUCCAAAAUGUUUAGAGGGCAUCAGGUUGCAGAAGGCUGAGCUAUAAAAUAUCUGUUGAAUUUCCCCCUCAGGUUAGGCUUUUUGCAUUCCUAAGUGUCGGCAGAAAGUAUAUAUAGCUGACAGUCAAGAUGGAACUGUUUCUAGAUUACAUGCAUGUUUUGUGCAGAAAGACAAGUGUAACAACUGUACUGUUUUUAUAUAUUUUUAUAUGAAAAUAAGUGUUGAAGUUCUCGUCUCCCCCGCCCUCCUUUUGGGAUCCUGGGCAUGUCCCUUUAUAUAAAAUUAGUAGUUGUGAAGGCUCAAUUCUCUGAAUAGUCAUGCUGAUAUAAAAUAGCGAAGGCCUCUGUAAAGUACAGUUCAUAAUCAAUAAGCAGAAGGAUUACAAUGGCAAGGACAUUAAGAUAUAUAUACUUUAAUAUCUAGCUUGGGCUUUCAUAAACUGAAAACUCCUAAAAUUGAUAUACUCAUUUUUUGUUCCCCUCUGAAUGCCUUUGCAUUCCCUGAAAAGUGUUCAGGGUAAGACAGUCUUUUUGGAAUAUGAUAUGGCAAGAGAUCCCUCUGGUAUAGUACUAAUUAUGAACAUGAAGCCCAUGCACAUGCAAGUAACAUAGCUGAAGGCUGCUCCUAACUGUUACAGGGCAUGAGGGAAGAUCUACUACACAAACCUGUAUAGCAGAAUUUUCACCUGGUAACACAUUCAUGGGGCAGUUCAACUAAUGUAGUUGCAUAGAUGUAUGUAGGACAUUAUUUACCAGAGUUAAUCUCCACAUCAGAACUAGACAGGCAUUUGACUUUUGUUGUUUCGGUGAGAGGUCAAUAUUCACUUACCAGCUUGGCCAUUUGAAACUUGCUUUGACAGGAAUUUCAGUGUACUCAGAAAGACAGAAUACCUCAGAAGAGUUAAAUAAGGGAGUUAGGAUUAAGCAGUGAGAGGUUUGUCUGGAGAAAAAGGCUUGUAACCGUGAAGAAUGUAAUUUGCUCAGUAACUUGUUAUUCUGCCAUGCUGCUUUUUCUCCUUUUGUGGAACCUCUUUCCUGCUUUUGCAGACUACUUAGUGGGAGGAGAGGUGUAGUUUACGACCUUUUGUUUUGGUCAAUGCCCAAGCUUUUACUUGAAAUCUAGUCUGUAAAUAAAGAUAGAUUCACACAA